AUGAUCGACCCCGCUGGUCUCCUGCGUGGAACCAAUGCCCUGGUUAGUCGUGCGGGCGGUAUUCAUGUGCCUCCAGAAGUGAUUGCUAGUUGGCCGACUCCCAAUUACAUCUCUCCAGAGGAAAGGACAUCGGCUGCCCCAGUAUUUCUGUCUAUUCUGUUGGUGGUAACGAUUCUCGUCUAUGGCGCCCGCAUGUGGGCACGGCUGACCAUGACCAAAAACGCUGGUCUUGAUGAUGUUCUUAUAAGUAUAUCAAUGGUACCAUUGAUUGGACUAUCAAUUGCAACAAUUCUCGGUAUGAAAAUUUAUGGCUUCCAAUGGCACAUGUGGGAUCAAACACCGACAACCAAAACCACAACAACAUAUGUCACCAUGGCAAUCGAACUUACGUACAUGAUUUCCACAAUUCUGAUCAAAAUAUCAAUUUUACUCUUCUACCGCCGGCUAACUGGUUCCUCAACUACCAGAUUUAUAUACCUAGUAUGGGCAUGCAUAGCGGCUUGCAUUCUAUAUUUUGCUGCUUUUGUUAUCCUUAUCUUUUUCACCUGCUCUGUAGCUGUUGGACGAAAAGAUUGUGCCGAAGAAGGACCAUUUAUAGUCUCUGUCACAACUGUUUCAACUGCACAAGACCUGGUUAUCUGCCUUCUUCCUGCUCUCCUUAUCAGUAAUCUUCAGAUGCCCAAACGCCAGAAGCUGGCAGUCUGUGGUAUCUUUGGCUUAGGUCUUGUGACCACACUCUGUGGUAUUAUGAGACUGUAUUAUGCAGUCUAUCUUUACUAUUUCACCUACGAUGCGACAUGGUACGCGUAUUACGGCUGGAUUUGGACCGUACUCGAAACCGACCUAGGCUUGAUCUGUGCGUCAGCUCCAGCACUUCGAGUCUUUUUCCGCCACUCCUUAGGUUUAAUAUCUUCCCACACUGGUGAUCCGCGAUCUGGGGCCAAUAAAACAUCUUCUGGUAUUUUGUCAAAUCGAGCAACCCACUCGGGACCGUUAACGCGGAGUGGUGACAGCAAAGAUCCAGAAUCUCAAGGAGACGAAAUCUACUUGGACAGUAUAAUCGUCGAGCGGGGUUUGAGCAGCAGAAUCCAAGAAAGGGACGAUGCAAGCCAGAAGAGUGAUUCCAGCACCCGGAAUCUUACAACAAUAAUCCAUGGGCCCGUGUCGAAGUCAUAG
Molecule: messenger RNA, 1176 nt
Organism: Bipolaris oryzae ATCC 44560
Lineage: Eukaryota; Fungi; Ascomycota; Dothideomycetes; Pleosporales; Pleosporaceae
Exons: 4
Coding region: 1-1176 (391 amino acids)
Source: RefSeq, a predicted model, not a curated record